Messenger RNA from Colletotrichum gloeosporioides, 1770 nucleotides. Its product is annotated as Siderophore iron transporter 1. The transcript has a single exon. The coding region runs from base 1 to 1770 and encodes 589 amino acids. The record is from RefSeq and is a predicted model, not a curated record. Gene Ontology annotation, molecular function: siderophore-iron transmembrane transporter activity. Gene Ontology annotation, biological process: intracellular iron ion homeostasis; transmembrane transport. Gene Ontology annotation, cellular component: vacuolar membrane; endosome. Lineage: Eukaryota; Fungi; Ascomycota; Sordariomycetes; Glomerellales; Glomerellaceae.
AUGAAGAGAUUAUGGGCAGCGAGACGCUCCUCCUCCGACGGCGAGGAGACGUCGCCGCUGCUCUCCUCCUCCGACCAUAACGCCGGCACCGCACCGCACCAACGCCCGAGCGACCACAGCCAAACCCAAACUCAAACACCGCCCUUCGACACCACUCCCGAUGCCGUCCCAGCAGCCGCAACCCACAUCAGCCAGACGGAGCGCGUCUGGCUCUUUGUCGGGAUCUUCCUGGUCGGCUACGCCUACGGCCUCGACAGCCAGGUGCGGGGAACAUACCAGCCCUACGCCACCUCCAGCCUGAAGCUGCACUCGUCGCAUUCGACCAUCAACGUCCUCCGCAGCGUCGUCGCCGUCGCAUCACAGCCGACCGCGGCAAAAAUCGCCGACAUCUACGGCCGCUUCGAGACCACCCUCGCCGCCAUAUUGCUAUACGUCGUCGGCACCGCCUUCGAGGCUAGCGCCACGACCGUCGAGGUCUUUUGCGUCGGCGCAAUCCUCUACCAGAUCGGCUACACCUGCCUCGUCCUGCUGCUCGAGGUCCUCGUCGCCGACUUCUCGUCCAUGCGCUCCCGCGUCUUCUUCAGCUACAUUCCUGCGAUUCCCUUCGUCUUCAACACGUGGAUCAGCGGCAAUGUCACCGCGGCCGUGCUGCACGUCACGUCUUGGCGCUGGGGUAUUGGCAUGUGGGCCAUCAUCCUGCCCUUCUCCUCCAUCCCGCUCCUCACCAGCCUCUAUGCCUUUGGCCAAAAGUCGAGAAAAUCGCGACACUCUCGUCUCUCAAAGGAGGGCAGCGGUGUCACCCUCUUCCAUCAGCUCGACACCAUCGGCCUCGUCAUCCUCAUCUCCGCCUUCUCCUUCACCCUAGCCCCUUUGACCCUCGCCGGCGGCACCGUCAGCCACUGGAAAUCCCCCGCCAUCCUCGUGCCCCUCAUCUUCGGCAUCGUCUGCAUCCCCGUCUUUGUCUUCUGGGAGCGCCAGGCCCAGGUGCCUCUGAUCCCUUUCCGUCUGCUCAAGGAUCGCGGCGUCUGGGCUGCCCUCGCCGUCCGCAGCCUGCUCAACUUCGCCUGGUCCACCCAGGGCAACUACCUCUACACCGUGCUCAUCGUCGCCUUCGACUUCUCCGUUGAGACCGCCACCCGCAUCCUGUCUUUCUUCUCCUUCUUCGGCGUCUUCAGCGGUGUCCUCAUCAGCUUCGUCAUCUACAAGAUCCGCCGCCUCAAGGCCAUCAUCGUCACCGGCGCCUGCAUCUUCACGGCGUCCUUCUUCCUCCUCAUCGCAUACUCGGGCGGUGCCGAUGCCUCGUCCCACAGGGGCCUCAUCGCCGGGCAGGUCAUCAUGGGCCUGGCCGGCGGGCUGUUCGCCUACCCCACGCAGGCCUCCAUCCAGGCUUCGGCGGACCGCGAGCACGUCGCCGUCAUCACGAGUCUCUACCUGUCGCUCUUCAACGUCGGCAGCGCGCUGGGCAACUGCCUGUCCGGCGCUCUCUGGACGCAGCUGCUCUACCCAUCCCUGGACGAGAGUCUGGCUUUCCAGCCAAACAGGACCCUCGCCGCGGCCAUCUACAACUCGCCCUUUGACACCCUCAAAGACUACCCCGUCGGCACAGACGUCAGAGACGCCGUCAUCGGCAGCUACAGCGGCGUCCAGCGGGUUCUCUGCAUUGCCGCCCUUUGCAUUUGCAUCCCGAUGGUCGGGUUCUCCUUUAUCCUGAGGAACCCGAAGCUUUCGGAGGACCGGGUCCAGACGGACGCGGAUAACGACUCGGAAUGA